ACCACAUUCAAUGAGAUGUCAAAACUUGUGUACUUGUAAUUGUGCUUGGAAAAUGUGGAAAGAUAUUGUGACGUAGGUCGGUACGCCCUUUAAUUUGUCAACCCUGAUUUAUUCACGUUAAAUUAAAUCAGUUACAGAUGUCUACACUUACAGGAAACUCUCUACUAUUGCAACAGUGUCUGAGUCUCUGCUCUCGACGCACGCGCGCACACACACUUGCACUGUCCUUCUAGCCUAUCUGGUCCCCCGAGCUUGGCCCUCUUCACAUACGCAAACACGUCGGCCCGUAGCACCCCACCGGACACACACUGACCCAUCAGCCGCCACGGUCCACGAACCCGGUGCUCUCGACACGCAGCCUCCGGCUCUCAGCACCCCCACUGGACACACGCUGGCUCCUCGGCCGCCACGGUCCAUAAACCCGGUGCUGUCACUCGCAGCCGACCUGUCCUUACUCAACGCCACACCAGACCGCUCGUUGGCUCCACUCACUCGACUCACGUCGCUCCUGCCGCUUAUCGCUUGCCACCGCUGUCCGCAACAGCUUAUCGCUUCCAACUCUCACGCACUCGGGCAGGCGACCUUUUUAUAAUCGCCGGCCCAGAUGUAGAAGCUUCGAGGCCAGGAAGUCUGGAAAGUUCGCUUCCUGGAAGUUACGACUACUAGAAGGUUUCCCUUUGGUAGCUUUUACCAUCCCUCGGGAGGCGAAUACGGCGUGUAGAACUUUCGGUAGCGGCCACACGUACAGUCCUCGACCGCUAGCCAGGGAGGGGAAUCCGACGGCCCUUCCCCUCCAGCGCUAGCCUUCGGGACUUAAGACGACACGUCACAAUAUAUUUUUGCAUAUUUUUGCAGUUGCUUGUCAAGUUCAGUGGUCUGCCUUAUGAUGGUCUGUACAUGAAAUUACUAAAAGCUGUAUUCCAUUGGUGCAUUCAUUAUGUUUAUAAAAUCUUCUUGGGCCAGUAGCCGUGUCAUUUGUUUAAACUCUGCUGACAUUAACAUACUGAAUGUUUAACAAGUCAUUUCCUGGUAAUGGAAAUAAUUGCUGUUUAUUUUGAGAAUCAUACAAAACCAAAUAUUCCAAAUUCGGAAUUAUUGAAUGUUGAGGUGACAGAAGUUACUUGGAAAUGAAAAAUAAAUCUCUUUUGAUAAGAAUUAAGGGCAGAUUUUUUCGUCAUGUUAACAUCCUCAACUGGCUGCCACGAUACACCAAGGAAGAUGGGAUUGGGGAUAUAAUUGCAGGAAUAACAGUUGGACUCACAAUGAUGCCACAGAGUAUUGCUUAUGCAUCAUUAGCUGGUCUUAGUCCACAGUUUGGACUGUAUUCAGCAUUCUUUGGAAGUUACUUGUAUGUUGUGUUUGGAACAAUUAAAGAAGUCUCUAUUGGUCCAACUGCAGUGAUGUCAUUGUUAACAUAUGAAUUUGUGCAUGACCUUGGUAUAGAAUAUAUGGUAUUAUUGACAUUUUUAAGUGGCUGUGUUGAGCUUGUUAUGGGCUUACUCAAUUUAGGAUUUUUAAUUGAUUUCAUCUCUACACCAGUUACAUCUGGAUUUACAUCUGCCUACUCUAUUAUCAUCAUUGUAUCACAACUGAAGUCACUUUUUGGUCUACGCAAAUUCAAGACAAAAGGUUUUAUUGACAAUAUCAGCAAACUCGUGACCCAUUUGCAUGAGACCAAGAUUUGGGAUACUGUCUUGGGAAUUUCCUGUAUUAUAUUUCUGCUUAUUCUCAGGAAAGUGAAAGAUAUUCGUGUGGGAUAUCCUGGAGAAAGAAAUUUAAGUAAACAUCAACAGAAGAUAAAGAAAAGUCUCUGGUUUAUCUCCAUUUCUCGUAACACAAUUAUAGUGCUUAUCUCAGCUCUCCUUGCAUUUUGCUUUGAAAUGGUUGGUCCUUCCCCGUUCAUUUUAUCAGGUACCAUUGAGUCAGGCCUUCCACCAUUUAGUCUGCCAUUUUUUUCAAUUCAAGAGAACAACACUACAGUGACCUUUCCUGAGAUGUGUUUGGAACUUGGUUUAGGUAUCAUAGUGAUUCCUGUGGUUGCCAUACUGGCUAAUGUGGCAAUAGCAAAAGCUUUUGUUACUGGACCAUCACUGGAUGCAACCCAAGAAAUGCUGACUCUAGGUGUCUGCAAUAUGUUUGGGUCAUGUGUGCGCUCUAUGCCAACAUGUGGAGCAUUCACAAGGAGUGCAGUGAGCAAUGCCAGUGGAGCCAGAACUCCUAUGGUGGGCCUCUAUUCAGGAACCCUGAUUGUGUUAGCACUCAGCUUACUGACCCCAUAUUUCUACUAUAUUCCACGUUCUACGCUAGCAGCUGUACUCAUUUCUGCAGUUGCUUUUAUGAUAGACUGGAAGAUCUUGAAGACUUUAUGGAGAUGUAACAAGAGAGAUCUGUUUCUGAUGGUGCUAACUUUUAUGUCAUGCCUGCUUCUUGGAGUUGAGGUUGGCUUAUUAAUAGGGGUCAUCACUAAUAUGAUUUUUCUGCUGUACCUGUGGGCUCGACCAACAAUCAACAUCAUUACAUGCAAGACUCCUGCUGGCAGUAAAUAUGCAAUGCUUAUCCCAGACAUCGGGAUCAUGUAUCCAGCAGUGCACUAUUUCUGUAGAACAGUAAACAAGGCAGGAAUGAUCCAGGGGAAUAGUUCCCUGCCAGUUGUUAUUAAUUGCACAUACAUCAAGGGAUUGGACUACACCACAGCUUUGGCAUUUAAGGUGAUUUAUGGGAUGUUUCAAAAAAGACAGCAGCCGCUGAUUCUUAUUAAUGUUCUACCAGAAAUUAGAUUGAUGCUCCAAACUACAGAUGGCAAGACGAUACCUUGCUGUGAAACAGAGGAAGAAAUUAUGGAAGUUCUCUUUGGUGAAACACUGAAUUUAGAAAGAACAGAGACAAUGCCACUCAUAGAAAAAGAAAUCCAAGAGCCUACAGUUACAAUUGAAGAUGAACCCGGCUUGAGAGAUGAUCUCAGAUUGGACUUUCUAAAGUCAAAAGAGUCAUCUGUUAAAGAAUGUGCAAGAGAUAAAGAACAUUAAUCUGUAUCUGUAUAAAAUAAAGUGUUCUCAGUAUGAAUAAAUUCAGGUGUAACAUCAACAGAUUAAAAAUGUACUAGAGACACUAGAAUAUGGUUCUUACACUUUAACAGUUCAAAUAUUUGUUAUUUGUGGUUUGAUUUGCAUAUGUUUUAGUAACUGGACAGAGCCAGGUUCUGUGGACUGUUAAAGCAAUUAUUACAUAGGUAGAGUGACUUAUUUACUUCAAAUAUCAGUCCUUCAACGUACACACAAAUGUGUUGCAUUUGGUUAAAAUAUCUUACUGAAAAGAUGUACAUACUCUGUUAAUGAAUUGAAAAUAUUUUUGUGAAAAAGAUAUACAGUAAAAAAAAUAAUUAUUUUGUGAUACAUA
Messenger RNA from Zootermopsis nevadensis, 3396 nucleotides. Its product is annotated as sodium-independent sulfate anion transporter. Gene Ontology annotation, biological process: transmembrane transport. NCBI's taxonomy places the organism in Eukaryota, Metazoa, Arthropoda, Insecta, Blattodea, Termopsidae. The record is from RefSeq and is a predicted model, not a curated record. Gene Ontology annotation, cellular component: membrane.